AUGGAGAAUGUCUACCAGGCCGUCUAUAGCCCCAAGCUUAAUAAGUCUCGGCACUGCAAGACAGAAAUCCUUAAGCUUACAAUCCAGACCCCACUGCGCGUGGAUCUCACUUACGACCUUCGCGACUUGUUCCAUAUUCCUGCGGGAACGCGCGAGUACUACCCGCCGGAGUGGAUCCUCUUCGGCUGCUACCACGGCCAGCCAGCCACCAUCUGGUCCCUGGGCAUCCUGCUCUAUCACCUGGUGUGCGGGCACCUUCCUUUCACAACGAGAGAGGACAUCGUUCGGGGCCAGCUCUUCUUCCCGCCCCGGGUGUCUCAAGAGUGCCAGCACCUCAUCAGGUGGUGUUUAUCUAUGGACCCUGCAGACAGGCCAUGCCUGGAAGACGUCCUAGAACAUUCUUGGCUGCAGAAGCCCCACCUGGCCCAGGAGACAGCAGAGAUCCAUCCCUCUGCACAGUAGGAUCCAGGAGCCCAGCAAGUACCAGCUGCUCGCGUCUUCGUGGCGCUCAGAGAAAUCUCCAGAGCGUUUCCCUGCGGCUGCGGCACGGAGCAGAGAGCGCGGCCCAGGAGAUGCUUCCGCGGGUCCCCGGCGAGUGGUGGAGGGAGCGGCUCAGGGCUCCCCGUCCUAUUGGAGAAGUCGUGGCACAGGGCGGUGAAGUUGCCACGGACUGG
Molecule: messenger RNA, 674 nt
Organism: Oenanthe melanoleuca
Lineage: Eukaryota; Metazoa; Chordata; Aves; Passeriformes; Muscicapidae
Product: serine/threonine-protein kinase pim-1-like
Exons: 3
Coding region: 1-462 (153 amino acids)
Biological process (GO): protein autophosphorylation
Cellular component (GO): cytoplasm
Molecular function (GO): protein serine/threonine kinase activity; ATP binding
Source: RefSeq, a predicted model, not a curated record